AUGCAGGCCCCUGUGCUGGUUAUGAACACCCAGAGCGGUGAGCGGCAGACUGGUCGCAAGGCUCAACUCUCCAAUAUUGCAGCUGCUAAGACUGUCGCCGACAUUAUUCGAUCAUGCUUGGGACCCAAGGCUAUGUUGAAGAUGCUUCUAGACCCCAUGGGAGGUAUCGUCCUUACCAACGACGGUCACGCUAUUCUCAGAGAGAUCGAGGUUUCGCACCCCGCAGCAAAGAGCAUGAUCGAGCUCAGCCGGACACAAGACGAGGAAGUUGGCGAUGGAACCACGACGGUCAUUAUCCUAGCUGGUGAGAUGCUUGCCCAGUCUUUGCCCCAGCUCGAGCGCAACAUCCACCCCGUCCAGAUCAUCGCCGCCUUCCGCCGGGCGCUCAAGGACGCCCUCGAGAUCGUGGACGACAUUUCCCUCCCUAUCGAUGUGAAUGAUGACAAGGCUAUGCAAGGCCUCAUCUCCUCCUCUAUCGGCACCAAGUUUGUCUCGAGGUGGUCGGACCUGAUGUGCGACCUUGCCCUUAGAGCCGUCCGCACCGUCACGUGGGAGGUCGGUAACGGCAAGACAGAGGUUGAUAUUAAGCGCUACGCGCGUGUGGAGAAGGUUCCUGGUGGCGAGAUUGAAGACAGCAGAGUUUUGGAUGGUGUUAUGCUCAACAAGGACAUCACCCACCCCAAGAUGCGUCGGAGAAUAGAGAACCCCAGAAUCGUCCUUCUCGACUGCCCCCUGGAGUACAAGAAGGGCGAGUCGCAAACCAACAUUGAAAUUUCCAAGGAGGAGGACUGGAACCGCAUUCUACAGAUUGAGGAAGAGCAGGUUAAGGCCAUGUGCGAGUCUGUCCUCGCCCUCAAGCCUGAUCUGGUCAUCACCGAGAAGGGCGUCUCAGUUGCAGAUCUUGCCCAACACUAUCUGAUGAAGGCUAACGUUACUGCUCUCCGCCGUGUCCGCAAGACGGACAACAACAGAAUAGCAAGAGCCACGGGCGCCACUAUCGUCAACCGUGUUGAUGACAUUCAGGACUCGGACGUCGGCACGCUCUGCGGUCUCUUUGAGAUUGAGAAGAUUGGCGACGAGUACUUCACCUUCCUCACCAAGUGCAAGAAUCCCAAGGCUUGCACAGUGCUUCUCAGAGGCCCAUCCAAGGAUGUGCUCAACGAGAUUGAGCGUAACCUCCAGGAUGCCAUGGGUGUCGCCCGGAACGUCAUGUUCAACCCCAGACUCGCCCCUGGCGGUGGCGCUACCGAGAUGGCUGUCUCGGUGCGGUUGAGCCAGCUCGCAAAGAGUGUCGAGGGUGUUCAGCAGUGGCCUUACAAGGCCGUUGCAGACGCACUCGAGGUUAUCCCCCGCACUUUGGUUCAGAACGCUGGUGCCAGCCCCGUCAGAGUCCUGACGGAUCUGCGCGCCAAGCACGCCGAGGGCAAGCACUCUUGGGGUAUCAACGGAGACAGCGGUGUGAUUGCAGACAUGAAGGAGUACGGCGUUUGGGAGCCGGAGGCUAUCAAGCUGCAGAGCAUCAAGACGGCUAUCGAGUCCGCCUGCUUGCUCCUCAGAGUUGACGAUAUCUGCAGCGCGAGAAAGGCUGCGCAAGUAGGCAAUGGCCUGCACGGCGGCGGUGACGAAUAA
Messenger RNA from Colletotrichum truncatum, 1629 nucleotides. Its product is annotated as t-complex protein 1 subunit gamma. Lineage: Eukaryota; Fungi; Ascomycota; Sordariomycetes; Glomerellales; Glomerellaceae. Gene Ontology annotation, molecular function: ATP-dependent protein folding chaperone; ATP hydrolysis activity; ATP binding. Gene Ontology annotation, biological process: protein folding. Gene Ontology annotation, cellular component: chaperonin-containing T-complex. The record is from RefSeq and is a predicted model, not a curated record.